Messenger RNA from Neolamprologus brichardi, 3233 nucleotides. RefSeq lists its product as uncharacterized. The record is from RefSeq and is a predicted model, not a curated record. Lineage: Eukaryota; Metazoa; Chordata; Actinopteri; Cichliformes; Cichlidae.
CACCUUAUCAUCCUGGCUCUUCGGCUAUGCACCUGCAACCUCUCCUUGGAGCCCCCCUUCUUGUCAUCCUCCUUUUUUCCGCCCUCCGCCCCGGCGGUCGGACAGAGGUAGUGCGCGCUCAGCAGCGGGAGUGCGCAAAGCGGUCGGCAUGCACCUGGAGAGAAACCGCCCCGCCAAGCCGGCCAAGGGCUUAACCAGAGACGCAGCAGGAUGCGGAACGACGCUCUAACGACAGUGAUAUAGCAGCAGAGCACCGGGUGGAUAUCAGAGCUGCAGCAUGGGCGUGGGAAAGAGGCGCAAUGACAGCGAUGUGAUUCCACAGAUAUAAGAAGGGUGGGUGGGGGGAACCCGAGUUACGUUUGGACCAGAGUUGUGCAUUUGAAAGCUUCGAUUUGGUUGCUCUGAAAUUCAUCAGACACAACACUUUGUUUUACCUCCCGGUCUACCUUCACCGGAGUUUAAAGGGAUGGAGAAAAGCGCACAGCAGCAGUCCAAAAGCGCAGAGAGACCAGCAGAGGACAUCUCCAAAAUACCCGAUGAGGAGCUGCUGAAGUGGGGUAAAGAGGAGCUGGUGAGGCGGCUGCGGAGGGCAGAAGCAGAAAAAAGGGGCGUCAUCGUGGAGCACGGCAAUCUGAUGCGGGAGGUGAACCGGAGACUCCAACAACACCUGAACGAGAUACGGAGUUUGAAGGACGUGAACCAGAAACUGCAGGAGGACAACCAGGAGCUGAGGGACCUGUGCUGCUUCCUGGAUGACGACCGGCAGAAAGGGAAGCGGGUGUCGCGGGAAUGGCAGCGAUUGGGUCGCUACAGCGCUGGCCUGAUGAGGAAGGAGGUGGCUAUCUAUUUGCAGAAGCUUAAGGAGCUGGAGCAGCGGCAGAUGGAGGUGAUCCGGGAGAACCUGGAGCUUAAGGAGGUGUGCCUCAUGUUAGAAGAGGAGAGGGCCACAGUUGUGGCUGGAAGCACAGGGGGAAGUGGUGGUGGUCAGGGAGGCCCAGGCUGCAGGAGCUCCAUUGACAGUCAAAGUAGCCUGUCUCAGCUGGGCGGUGGCAUGCCUACACCAGGCCUGUUGCGGGAUGUUGGCGAUGGAAGCAGCACCUCCAGCGCAGGGAGCACAGACAGCCCAGAUAACCCUCACCAUAAACCCUCCCCUCUUGGCUCCAAUUCAAGCCCUGGAUCUGGCUCAAGAUGCAGCUCUUCAGGACAAAAGAGAGAUGUUUGUGAAUUCAGCGGGAGGAGGCGCAGCUCCACCACGGAGUACCACACCUUUCCCCAGUCCUGCCGGCCCCGUGGAGGGUCCCUCACCAACCUAGAGCUUCACAGCUUUCGAGGACACAGCCCAGAGAAACACAGCAAGUCUCCUACCAGGCUACCUUGUGGCUCCCACUCCAAACCCUGCAGCUCUGACCUACUAGCACAGAAACAGCUACUGAUGUCAGGACAGGCAUCUCCAGGCAGUGGCAAGGGCUCAGCUAAGUCCAGCCCAGAUCUGAGUCAGCGACACCGGCAGGUAAACUCAGCAGGGGCUGGAAGUCCUGAAGCCAAGCAGGUAGCAAUGGGCACACCUGAGCACCUGAGAAAAGGGCGGGUGAUUGUGGGAAGUCCAGAGUCUAUACGGCACCACUAUCACUAUCAUCAGAGCCCAGGGGUGGAGCACAGCAAGGGGAAGUAUAGUAGUGGCUCCCCUGGCAGGGAUGGAAGUCACAGGAGACCAGCGGGUGAAGAGAUGGCCCCCCACCACCAGAGUCUGUACAACGCUCUGAUAUCUGCUGGCUGCUGCACCAACUCAUGUAGGAGUGUUAAACUUUGGGACAGCUUCGAUGCUUCCUUACCAUGACAUGCCUCUUGAUGAGAUGCUGCUGUGACAACAUGCACCCCAGAGAGAGCAGAAGGGGCAAGAGGAUCGAUACAUAACCAGUCGCAUAAAUGAUCAGGCCAAUCAAAACUUCGCAGUGAACAGCGACAACAAGCAGACAUAAAUACUCUCUCUGCCUUUUCUGCGGUUGCUGCUACUGAUGCUGCUAUGCAUUUACUGAGGACCACCAGAAAAAACGAAUGUCAUUGUUCAGAUGGGCGAAGAUUUGUCCCUGCAUUGCCAAAAGGAACAGAAGAAAACAAAACAACUGAGAAUCUGCGGUUGCCAAUUAUAAAGCCCUACCUCUUUGGAAAGACAGAGCCCUUAUGGAUAAAUUAAGUUAUAUAUCAAGAGUAGUUGUUCCUGCUAACUGUCUCUUCGCUGUCACGCCUGUGAGCAUUUGAAAAUUAAAAUGUGUGAAAACGCAGUUUUAGGUAAUGGUAACUACUUUUACAAAGUAAUUGUGGAUCUGGAAUUGAAGCACAAAGUUUACUUUAACCUCUCAACAUCUGUUAGAUUACCAGUGACAAGUUUGCGGUUAGUAUUAGGUUCAUGUCUACUUUUUAUAUUGAAUUGUAACCAAUUGAAAAUCUUAAAACUGUUAGACCAACAUGCAUGUAAAAGAACUGAUUUGAAAAGCAACAUUUUCUAGUUUAUGAAACUAUUCUUGUUUAGCAUGUGGCUUAAACUUAAUUAUAACCUUUUCCUCAUUUGGUUCACCUGGUGGAUGUUAGGAGGUUAACAUUUUUUGUGGAUAAAUUUGAUGGUUUUGGCCAUAAUUGUCAGAAAUUAUAUUUCUAUUCACUACAGAAUUUCUCAAGAUGUAAGACAAGAAACUAAUUUGACAAUUGGCAGUCACAAAGGAUGGGACAAGCCACUUUCGUUUUUGAGUUUUAGCUAGUUGUUACUACAUACAUCUACUGAGGCAUGACCACAGUGUGCAGUAUUAGAGCCAACCAUGUACAGGCCCUGACUACAAAAUAUAUAGAAAAACAUAUGUACCUAUAAUUAUAUACACACAUGUAAUGAAGAAUACACAUAAAACACUAAAAAUGCAUAUCACUACAAAAAAGUAAUAAAAGCAAAUAUGGAUUAAAAACAUACAUCAGCAUAACAUCAACACACAGGUGAUGGGGACAAAAUAUGGUCUCUGGUAGGGGCCCCAAAAUGUGAUUGUAAACAUGCUUUUGUUCCUACACAAUGAGUAUUAAAUAUAUAUACACACACGCACACACACAGUCAUGUGUUUAACUCUUGCAGUAAGUUACAUUAAUUUCCUGUGGAUUUGCUCUAAAUGUACCCAUUCUGCCUUUCCUUUGCUUUUGUUACAAUUGUGGAUGCAUAUAUUAAAUACAUAUAUGUUUUAGAUAAUGAGGUC